AAGUGUAUGACAGGCCAGCGCGCCAAAUUGAUAUUCCCGACAAAAGGUAGUCAGAAAACAGGACUUAUUUAAUUUAUGAAUAUUUAGCCACAAAGCGUAACUAUAAAACGUCAUUAAGUCGUGUGAGAGGAAGUAUUUUACCGGAUUAUCGGACUCGGUCAAAGCCGUCAGGAUGGGUUUGCUCGAGCGCUGCCAGGAGCUCUUCAAGACCUCAAACCUGUACGAGGUGCUGGGCAUCAACAAAGAGGCGACCGAGGCAGAGAUCCGGAGGAGCUACUACAAAGUGUCGCUGAAAGUGCAUCCGGACCGGGCUCCUGAAGACCCACAGGCUACGGAGAAGUUUCAGGUGUUGGGUAAGCUGUACGCGGUGCUGAGCGAUAAGGAGCAGAGAGCUGUUUACGAUGAGCAGGGGGUGGUGGAUGAAGAGUCUGACGUCCUGAGCCAAGACCGCUGCUGGGAAGACUACUGGAGACUGCUAUUCCCCAAGAUUACAGUGCAGGAUAUCCUUGAAUUUGAGAGUAAAUAUAAGGGCUCUGAUGAGGAGCGGCAGGACGUAAUCCAGCUGUACGUGCAGCACCAGGGAAAUAUGGACGCCAUCACUGCAUCGGCCAUGUGCUGUUCCCAGGAAGAUGAGCCCAGGCUCUGCAGCAUCAUCCAGGCUGCCAUCGAUAGCGGAGACGUCGAAGCGUUUCCAGCGUUUACUAAGGAGAGUGACAAGAAGAAGAGGGCUCGCAGGAAGAGGGCUGACAGAGAGCGACAAGAAGCAGAAGAAAUGCAGAAAGAGAUGGGGCUUGGUGAUGAAGACGACAGUCUUGUGAUGAUGCUAAAGCAAAAACAGAAGUCCAGAGAGCAGAAUUUCAACAGUUUCCUGUCUGACCUGGAAGCAAAAUACUCCAAAAAAAGUGAAAAGUCCCAAAAAGGAAAGAAAGGAAAAAAGUGAAAAGCAUACAGUCUCCAUUUAUGGCAGAUAAAAUACAUAUAAAUGGCAGCACUUGUUCCCCACACACACACACACACCUUUUUAGAUUAACAGGAGCGUUGAAGUUCAUGUUUGAGCAGCUGCCCCACUGCUCCCCUCUGUAGGUUUUCAUGUGACACUCAUCAAAAUGUAAAUGAAUCUUUUAUUUG
Epinephelus fuscoguttatus (brown-marbled grouper) is the source of this 1128-nucleotide messenger RNA. It is a transcript of the gene dnajc9, whose product is annotated as DnaJ (Hsp40) homolog, subfamily C, member 9. Gene Ontology annotation, cellular component: nucleus; cytoplasm. Gene Ontology annotation, molecular function: heat shock protein binding. Lineage: Eukaryota; Metazoa; Chordata; Actinopteri; Perciformes; Serranidae. Bases 173 to 940 code for a protein of 255 amino acids. The record is from RefSeq and is a predicted model, not a curated record. The transcript has 5 exons.